GCCGGCCCGAAGCGAUUCCCCAGCCCGGAUGGAUGGGUUCCGGGAGUCCGAAUCCUGCCCGGCGGCCAUCUUCUAGAACCAUCCGGCAGCCUCCUUUCCGUCCUAAACCCGAGAGUAACAAAAUCCUUAUCCCAAGCUUAGCAGCCUCGGUCUCCUCGGUUUCUCCUCCUCCCCGAACCCUCGCUCCAUCACUCUCUCCCUCUCCCACUCCCACUCCCACUUCGGCGCGCGCUCAGCUGAAUCCUGCCGCAGGAGCAAUGGCGUCGGUGCAUCUGUGCGGCCCGAAGGUGGCGUCCGCGGCGAUGGCAAAGCCGGCGUUGGCGGACGGGCUCCGUGUCCCCACUUCGUCGUCGGCGCGUCCCGUGCCGACGGGGCGGAGGCUCCGGGGCCUCGUCGUCAGGGCCGCCACGGUCGUGUCCCCCAAGUAUACUUCUGUGAAACCAUUGGGAGAUAGGGUACUAGUGAAGACCAAGACUACUGAGGAUAAAACUGCUGGAGGGAUAUUGCUUCCAACAACAGCUCAGUCAAGACCACAAGCAGGGGAGGUUGUUGCAGUUGGAGAGGGGAGAAGCUUAGGCAGCAACAUCGUCGAGAUCAGUGUUCCGGUUGGUGCCAAAGUUAUUUACUCUAAAUACGCUGGCACCGAGUUGGAAUUCAAUGAUACCACCCACCUCAUUAUGAAAGAAGAUGACAUCAUUGGUAUUCUUGACACUGAUGACGUGAAAGAUCUGAAGCCACUGAGUGACCGUAUUCUCAUUAAGGUUGCAGAGUCUGAAGAGGAAACUGCUGGCGGUUUGCUAUUGACACAGGCGUCGAAAGAGAAGCCUUCUGUUGGAACAGUGGUUGCUGUUGGACCCGGGCCAUUGGGCGAUGAUGGCAGCAGGACGCCAUUGUCAAUCACUCCUGGAAGCAGCGUGCUGUACUCCAAGUAUGCAGGAAGCGAGUUCAAGGGUUCGGAAGGCGAGUACAUCGUUCUCAGGUCAUCCGACGUGAUAGCCGUGCUGUCAUCAUAAGCUUGUCCUGCCCUGCCCUGCUCAUGUGAACUAGGAAUUUUGAUAUUUAGUCCAAAACCUUGUUUGGUUAUUGCUCUUUGCUUGUGAUUGGUGAAUCGUGAAUUGCUUCUUCGCUCCAUCGUGGAAAUGCUGCUUGAUAGUUUAAUAAGAUGACCGCUUAGACUUCA
This is a messenger RNA of Triticum aestivum (bread wheat), 1180 nucleotides long. RefSeq names its product 20 kDa chaperonin, chloroplastic. The transcript has 6 exons. The record is from RefSeq and is a predicted model, not a curated record. Gene Ontology annotation, cellular component: mitochondrion; chloroplast. Gene Ontology annotation, molecular function: protein folding chaperone; metal ion binding; protein-folding chaperone binding. Lineage: Eukaryota; Viridiplantae; Streptophyta; Magnoliopsida; Poales; Poaceae. Bases 33 to 1013 code for a protein of 326 amino acids.